This is a messenger RNA of Grammomys surdaster, 464 nucleotides long. Its product is annotated as cytoskeleton-associated protein 2-like. The record is from RefSeq and is a predicted model, not a curated record. The transcript has 3 exons. The annotation marks the transcript as partial. NCBI's taxonomy places the organism in Eukaryota, Metazoa, Chordata, Mammalia, Rodentia, Muridae. Gene Ontology annotation, cellular component: microtubule cytoskeleton. Gene Ontology annotation, biological process: negative regulation of microtubule depolymerization.
AACAAAGAAAACAAAAACUCAAGGAAUAUCUGUUAAUACGAAAAACAAUGUUUCCAUACAAACAAGAAAAUCAGAUAUCCAGAGAUCAGAAAGUGAUGACAUCUGAGGAUCAGGUCCAAGAAGGGAAAAAAGUUGUGAAACUCAAAACAGAAGUGGCUGAUAAAGAAAAUAUUGGAAGUACAGUUGAAACAAACUGCCUUCCAUUAAAAGCUGGAGAAGUAGCCAGCUCAGAAAGACAUAACCUGAAGGCUAAUAUUCAAGCGGUGCAGUUAUUAUCAACGAGAGAUGACUCCUCAGGUCAGACUGUGACUGACCAGGCAUGUCACCAUAAAGACAAUAAAAAGAUGCAGAUGACUGAAGAGAAGCCCAAACAAGACACUAACAUGUCUAAAAAAGGAGUGCUUGGCUAUUAUCAUGGCCAGAUUGUUCAGUCUAAGAUUAAUUCAUUUAGAAAGCUUCCCAGU